AAUUGGUGUGACUUACUCAGCUACUGGUUUAAUUUUUCAAGGAUAACUACUGUUAUGCAUUACCGUUAAAAUGGUUUAUUUGGAACUCAUAAUAUACUCGCUGUUGAUUUUUACUUGCUCAGUAGCAUGUGUUUCAAGUCCAUUUAAUGAACAUGAUAUCUUACAUCGUGAACUAAUAACAUCAGAUUAUAUGUUAACGAAAUUUCAAAAUCGUUCAGUUACAAAAAAUAGUCUAGAAGAAAUUUUCAACCGAAUCAAUAUUAUUCGUGCAGUUGGUAGCCCUGGUCAUUUGAAAGUUCGAGAAUUUAUUACAGAUUAUUUAAAGAAACAUGAUUGGAAAGUUGAUUUAGAUACUUUUGAACAGAAAACAAUUAUUGGUGUUAAAACAUUUCACAAUAUUAUUAGUUAUAGAGAAAAUUCCAAUUAUACCAAAUAUUUAAUUUUGGCUUGUCAUUAUGAAUCGAAGCUGAUGCCGAAUUUUGUUGGAUCCACAGAUUCAGCAAUGCCUUGUUCAAUGAUUUUGAAAAUUGUUGAUUUAUUAAAUUAUGGGAUUAAAUCAUUAAAGAAUUCUGAUAUUGGCUUAAAAGUAAUAUUUUUUGAUGGAGAAGAAGCUUUCAAACAAUGGACACAUAGUGAUAGUUUGUAUGGAUCACGACAUUUAGCUAAAAAAUGGAGUUAUCCAUUAUCUGUUACAUCUAAUGAAACAGAGUUGAGUAAAAUUGAUCUUCUUGUUUUAUUGGAUUUACUCGGUGCAAAACAUCCUCAUAUACCAAAGUAUCGUUAUGAAGAUAAUGGAAGUUUUGAUCUACUUAGUGAAUUAGAUUACGUGUGAGAGUUUGUCUUAUCACUCAAUGUGGAUAAUUCUCCAAUGUGUGUCCUAUCCACCGCUAGGGGUUUUUUUCCUAAUUUCUUCUUCAACUGAAAGCUGGUUUAUUCUCUCUCAUCAAAUUGAUUCUAACCAUUGAAUAUUGAAUAAUAUUGAACAUUUGUCCUUUAUCGUUUAGUCUACAAUGGAAUUUCUAUUGUUUUACAUUUAAAAACUAGAAAGAAGAAUGAGAUUUUUUCACCUCUUAAAAUCAUCCAGUGUGAAUAAUCAAUCUUAUUUUAGUGGUAAUCUACAUUAUCAAAUUGAAGAUGAUCAUAUACCGUUUGUAGAAAAAGGUGUUCCUGUCCUACAUUUAAUCCCUGUACCAUUUCCAAAAGUAUGGCAUACAAUCGACGAUAAUGCCAAUGUAAUCGAUUGGGAUACAUCGAUCGAUUUAUUAUUUCUGAUAGAAUUAUUUAUUAGGCAUUAUUUACACAUUCUAUUGUGAUAUAUAUAUGCAUGCAUGUACAUGUAUACUUGUACAGUUGAAGAAUAUAAAAUCAUUCUUUUUACAAUAUAACUACUGUAUAAAUACAUUUUUUCAAAAAAUAAAAAAAAAUACAAAACACUUCCACACUUGUAUUUACACAAUUAUAUAAAUUUACCCUGUAUUGUCUAGGGCAAUUUUACAUUGGUUUUCAGGAGAACCAAAGAGACUGUACACAUUUUACCAUUGCUACAUGAACAGUUCGGCUAAAUCCUGUGGUGCAACCACACAGGUACCUGUACCCUGGUGGACCAUUCCACACUUGUAUUUACACAUAUUGUUAAUGAUAAUAAUGUGAAAUGUUGUCAGUAAUUUUCUUUUCUUCUCUAGAAAAACACAAUUAAUUUUGUCUUUUAAUUAAACUAAUA
Schistosoma turkestanicum is the source of this 1720-nucleotide messenger RNA. The record is from the annotation of a GenBank genome assembly. Lineage: Eukaryota; Metazoa; Platyhelminthes; Trematoda; Strigeidida; Schistosomatidae.